Gloeophyllum trabeum ATCC 11539 is the source of this 2366-nucleotide messenger RNA. RefSeq lists its product as uncharacterized. Gene Ontology annotation, cellular component: nucleus. Gene Ontology annotation, biological process: positive regulation of transcription by RNA polymerase II. The coding region runs from base 70 to 2148 and encodes 692 amino acids. Lineage: Eukaryota; Fungi; Basidiomycota; Agaricomycetes; Gloeophyllales; Gloeophyllaceae. The record is from RefSeq and is a predicted model, not a curated record. Gene Ontology annotation, molecular function: DNA-binding transcription factor activity, RNA polymerase II-specific; zinc ion binding; transcription cis-regulatory region binding. The transcript is spliced from 5 exons.
CCAACGCUAGGUCUCUGCAUUGCAUCUCUUUCUCUCUUCCUUUUUCCUUUAUACCCUUCGCCUCUUGCCAUGUCGGAUAUAGCCAGGCAGAGAAGAUCGAGCAUCUCGUCGCCGGCUAGAUCCUCCAAGAAACCCGGAGCGCCCAAGGCUAAAGGGACGGUGCGCGCUAAGUCGGGCUGCUAUACGUGCAGAAUACGCAGAAAGAAAUGCGACGAGCGUCAGGAUCAGUACGGCAAUUGUGAAACUUGCGUCCGUCUCAGACUACAAUGUUUGGGCUUCGGGGCCAAGAGGCCCGACUAUCUCAAGAAUACCAAGAACGUCGCCGACUUCCGGGAGAAGAUAAAGUCUUUCCUCGCCUCAAAUGGCAUGAUCAAAGGUCAUUCCAACCCAGGGACGCGCUCCCCCGACGAAGAACCUACCAUGCUUCGCCUCGUUGAUGAACAUCGCCAUUCUUCGUCCGUGUCGAGCCCCCAAUCCGAAUCCAUGUCCUCCCCCGACUCUCAUGACGGCUACCGGUCCCAUCUACUGACAUCACAUGUCCGGGACCCUGAGCCCCACUACGAACUAUCCAUGCCGGGGGACUCUUCCUACCCUCACAGCAUACAUCAACACAUUCAUCAUCAACAGCUUGCUCCCGAUUCACCUCCGUGUCCGCCUCGGCGCCUGACAGCAGGCGAUCCCGAUAUCUUGAAUCCUCUGACAAUGCCACCGUCCAUGUCGUCUAAUAGCUUAUCUCUUGUUUCAUCCUCUCCCGGAUCUUGGCAUAAUGAACCCGCCUUUUCUGUUGCGCCGUAUCGCAGUCUCCCACCGCCAGCACGAAGUUACGCCACAUACAGCUCGUUCGGCCCGUUAUACCACCACCAUCCCUACGGCACAGAAGAUAUUCAUGAGAACCCUGAUGAUUACAUUUCACCGAGUCCACCAGCACACACGAUUCCUUCUAUGGCCAUGGCACCGCUCGCGUUCCCGAAUAAUGACCUGGUACACUACUACUUCAACACCGUAGUUCGCCAGCAAUACCUACUCGCCGAUGAGACCGUCUUCCAUAAUAUUAUGGAGAUGGUGUCAGGGAGCACCUCGGCGUACAACGCUGCAUGUUUCCUUUCCUCUCUUCAUAAGCAGCGGGGCCUGGAGUCGAACGGUGCGUUCUAUGAGAAUGUGAAGAUGGCUUUGUUACGGCCAAACCGCACACCGACCGAAGGCGAUAUCAUGGCAGGUCUCAUCGUCAUCUCGUCCUUCCUGUUCAAAGGUGGGAGAGGCUCGUGGCAGAACUUCCUGGACGUCGCGCGGAACUGGGCAAAACAGAUUUUGGAGGAUCAACGCUUCGGUGGACCAGAGCGCGUCUUGAAGAACUGUUCGCCAGGUACACGCUUUAUCCUCAAGACCACUAUGUGGUUCGAUGUCCUUGCCUCUAUCACCGAGAUCCGAUGUCCACAUCUGAUCGGUGUGUACCGUGAGCUCUACGCACGGUGGGGCGAUUCGGGUGAAGAUGAUCCGGAUUUGUCAAUGGUCAAACCUAUGGGCUGCGACAACCAGACAUUCCUAGCAUUAGCGGAGACCAGCUACCUUGCCUGGUGGAAAGAGUCUCAACAAAAGCAGAAUCGCCUCAGCGUCAUCGAGCUUAUAGAGCAAGGCCGAGACAUCGAGAAGCGGCUCAAGCCUCAAGGCGCUGCGUUCGUCGGCACGGCGAGUGCGGUGGACGACCGGCAUCGACUGACCUGCAAUAUUUUCCGGGCGUCGGCACGUCUUUACCUUCACUCCAUAUUGUCGGGUGAUUAUCCCAACUGUCCGGAGAUAUCAAACGCAGUCGACGAAACUGUCCAAUGCCUCAAGGCGAUACCACCUGAUGGCAAUCUGCUGCGUUCCAUCGUCCGGAGCGUCGUCUUCAGUAUCUGCAUCUGCGGCUGUCUCACCGACGACCGUGCGCACCGAGAGUAUCUUCUGGAUCGGCUGAGGGAGCAGGAGAGGGUGUCUGAGAUAGGGAACUGCAGCACGGUCAAGUCCGUCAUGCAGAUUGUCUGGGACAGACGGGAUGCGAUGAACAGGUACGACGGUGGCCGGAGCGGCUCGAAAUGGCAGCAGCAAUACCCGAUCAACUGGAGAGAGGUUAUGCACGAAAAUAACCAGGGCUUGCUGUUGUUGGUUUGAUUGACUAUGUCUCUUUCGGCUCCCCUUUCUUUGCCUUCCCAAGUCACUUUCGUAUGCAUCGCACAAGGAUGGCUGGUGCUGUGCGCUGCGCAGGACGUUGGAUUGUCUGAUUGCUUGGAUCUCGCGGCUCGGAAGUCUCGUGUUGCUCCUGUAUUUCUACUGAAUGCCGAAGUGCUCACAUGCAUCUACGUAUACCUCAGCUUAGUCCAAUAUCACCG